AUGAACAGGCUAGCAGAAUACCCAGGGACACUGCUACUGGCCGUAGCAGGCUCGUACGUGCUAUGGAAGCUGCUUCAAGGCUUCGUCUUGUCGCCUCUUCGACGGAUUCCUGGCCCAGUGCUCGCGCGAGUCACAAUCUUGCGAGCUCUACGCAACAGGCUACCAAAAAAGGUCAUUCAAACGGCUCUCGCGGACUUUGAACGCUACGGCGACAUCUAUGUUUCACGGCCAGACACCGUCACCAUCAGCCAUCCCAAAGAUGUCCGCGCUGUGCUCGGCGCAAGGGACUCAUGGAAGAUUGACGUGUACCAGGGCCUCCAGGACCCGGUCCUGAAGAAUCUCGUAACUUUCAACCACCCACAGCUUGCGAGCCAAAGGCGACGGCAAAUAAGCCCCUUUCUUAACAGCAAUGCAUACCUUGUGCAAAUGGAGGACGCCAUUCUGGAGCACGGCGCUGUCGCUCUGAUGGCCAAGUGGAAUGCAAAGCUUAGGCAAAGUGAGGAGGAGGUCGAGAUCGAGAUCAAUUACAGAAAUGAUACACAACUGGCUACUUUUAAUAUCAUGAGCGCGCUUGCGUUUGGUCGUGAUCUUUCGGGACAGGCGGACACGGACAGCUCUGUUAUCGUGGACUGGAUUGCAGCAACAGCACUCUACAUCGGCGUCAGCAUCAAUUUCAAGGCGCUGCUGCACUUCCCCUUGUCUCUCAUCAUAGCUCCAUGGCUAGCAAAAUAUAAAGAUUUUGUCCAAUUCGGCAAAGAGUCUGUCGCUCUGCGCCGUGAGAUGAUGGCAAACACUCCCUCCAAGGGCGACCUCCCCAAGGACGUGCUCCAAGCCUUCAUCGAUGCCGAAGACCCAGACUCCAAGGUGAAAAUGACAUCGCAGGAGAUCCAAGCAGAGAGUGUGGGCAUGCAGCUCGCCGGCAGCGAGACUACCUCCGCAUCUCUAACCUGGGCACUUCAUCUCUUCACUCUCUACCCCGAUGCGCUGCGCAGAGCAACGCUCGAAAUUCGCAGCCAAUUCGACACCAACCACCUCAUUAGAUACGCUGAUUGCAGGAAAGCUCUACCAUUCCUAGAAUCCUUCAUUUAUGAAACAUUCCGCUAUGCGCCAAUAACCUCGGGCUUCAUGCCACGCACAUCGCCAAAGGAAAUGGAGUUCCAAGGCCACUUUAUUCCAGCGGGGACGAAAGUCGCCUUCAACCUACUGGCUCUAAACAACCGGAGGGACGUAUGGGAGACGCCAGAAAAAUUUGUUCCCGAUCGAUUCAUUGGUAAUGAGGAAGGCAAGAAGAAUAUAUUUGCCUUUUCAUAUGGUCCACGAAGCUGUGUUGGUCAAAACCUGGCAUGGAUGGAAAUCAUGACCAUCCUGGCCAAUAUGCUGCUGCAUUUCGAUAUUGCGCUCCCCAAAGACGCAGUUUACGGGCCAGAAAAUCUUGGUGAACUGGGUAUCCCGCAGUUAAUGGAAACACAGUGCCAUAUUGUAUUUGCGCCGGUUCAUCCUGAGCGGGAUUGCAGGCUACUUCUGUCACGGAGGAAAGAUCUAACUACAGCUAUGUAA
This is a messenger RNA of Nannizzia gypsea CBS 118893, 1557 nucleotides long. RefSeq lists its product as hypothetical. The coding region runs from base 1 to 1557 and encodes 518 amino acids. The transcript has a single exon. The record is from RefSeq and is a predicted model, not a curated record. Lineage: Eukaryota; Fungi; Ascomycota; Eurotiomycetes; Onygenales; Arthrodermataceae. Gene Ontology annotation, molecular function: heme binding; oxidoreductase activity, acting on paired donors, with incorporation or reduction of molecular oxygen; monooxygenase activity.